AUGGAAAUUCAUUCUAUCGAAGAGGCAGGAGCAUUCUACAGAGCAUAUGGUAGGAGUAGGGGGUUUAUAACACGCAAGAGGUCAUCAUAUGCCACUAGACGAGGACCACAAAUAACUAGAGUGAUUUUCGUAUGUUGUUGUGAGGGAUUGCACAAGAAACAUGUGGAUUCAAAUGAUGACGAUGGUGAGAAGAAGAAAAAUGGUGCUUCAACUAUGAGAACUGGUUGUGAGGCUAUGCUUCGGAUAGCUUUGAAUACAAAAUGUAACACAUGGUAUGUUAAUGAGUUUAAGGAUCAUCACAACCAUGACAUGGUACCACCUAGAAAACAAGUUUUUAUGAAGUCGAACAAGGUUUUUCCUCCUGCGACUACAAAUUUGGCAGAAGCAUCUAGCAAGCACACUACAAAACAGAAGGCUUUUAGGGAUGGUCAGAAAAACGUCCCAACAACCGGAAAGCCGCCCCAAAAAGAUAUUAGGGACGUUUGUUGCUGCGUCCCCAGAUCCACCGUCACUAAUACUAUUAGGGACGGAUUUUCCUUCUAG
Messenger RNA from Papaver somniferum (opium poppy), 543 nucleotides. RefSeq names its product protein FAR1-RELATED SEQUENCE 5-like. The transcript has a single exon. Bases 1 to 543 code for a protein of 180 amino acids. The record is from RefSeq and is a predicted model, not a curated record. NCBI's taxonomy places the organism in Eukaryota, Viridiplantae, Streptophyta, Magnoliopsida, Ranunculales, Papaveraceae.